AUGGAUGGUUCGGGCGUCCAAGUAUCGGCAGCGGUGAACAUCACAGCGCAAUUCAAUGAGCUUCUCCAGCACCACAGCGCUCCACCAGUCGUGAACAAGGUCUCGCUGGACGACAUUGACAGCUUCCUCAAAGAGGCAUACCGCAUUAACUCGCACAUUGUUAGCUUGCAUCGACAGCUUCAAGAUGUGCGGCAAGCAUACCUAUCCACUGCGCAGCCUCGCCGAGCGCAAGCGCGAUUCGUCCAGAACCAGCCGCGAGUACUGUCCGACCGAGAACGAGAGGAAAUAGACGCCAACGCCAAGCAGAUGAUACGGGAGCUCAAUGCCAGCAUAAGGUCGCUGGAUGAGGCUGAACAGCUCCGCCGAGAUACGGAAGCGGCCAUCAUCCGCAAAAAGUACACAAAAGGACUUGGCGCUCUCGGCUCAUGGGCAUCUGGUGGCAUUGCCAGCAGCAAGUCGGCGGAACAUGCUGCAGCCGAAGAUCAAGCCCAGCAGCUGGGCGGUUAUCGAGAGGGCGUGGUGUGGUUCCUACGGCAGCGAUUGGAGCUGUGCUGUCGAACGCAGCAAGACAUGAUGGAAACGCGGCUGCGUCGGGAGCUGGAAAAGAGUCGCAGCAUGCUGCCGGUAGGAGACUUUGCAGAGUUUGCCCCGGCAGCACACAAACCACAUCGGCAGACACCGGGUGGCGUCUCUGAGCCAGGAGCCGAAGAGUCAUCGCCCGCUGCGUUUACAGAGGGCUUGACUGAUGAGCAGGUGCAAAUGUUUGAGGAGGGCAAUCAGAGCAUGAUGGAGCAUUACGAGAGCACAUUGGAUAAAGUGAGGACGGCGGAGAGAUCGCUAUUGGAGAUUUCAGAACUCCAGACACUGCUGGUUAACAACUUGUCGGCGCAGUCCGAAAACAUUGAGCUGCUUGUCUCUGAUUCGGCAUCGAUGGCGGAUAAUGUCGGCGGAGGAAACAGACAGCUUAAAAAGGCCACACAACGGCCGAGCACGGCGCGGUACACAUUUUUUGCAGCAAGCAGUCUGUGUGCGUUUCUGAUUCUCUGGGAUCUGAUUAUAUAA
Messenger RNA from Trichoderma atroviride IMI 206040, 1062 nucleotides. RefSeq lists its product as uncharacterized. Gene Ontology annotation, biological process: retrograde vesicle-mediated transport, Golgi to endoplasmic reticulum. Lineage: Eukaryota; Fungi; Ascomycota; Sordariomycetes; Hypocreales; Hypocreaceae. The record is from RefSeq and is a predicted model, not a curated record. Gene Ontology annotation, cellular component: SNARE complex; endoplasmic reticulum.